Strongyloides ratti is the source of this 894-nucleotide messenger RNA. Its product is annotated as Epidermal retinol dehydrogenase 2. Gene Ontology annotation, cellular component: lipid droplet. The coding region runs from base 1 to 894 and encodes 297 amino acids. Gene Ontology annotation, molecular function: oxidoreductase activity, acting on the CH-OH group of donors, NAD or NADP as acceptor. The transcript has 2 exons. The record is from RefSeq and is a predicted model, not a curated record. NCBI's taxonomy places the organism in Eukaryota, Metazoa, Nematoda, Chromadorea, Rhabditida, Strongyloididae.
AUGCCAUAUGCAAUAAAUGAAGGUAAUUUAAUUAAUCUUUUAAAAAUGCUCCCCAUAAUUUUAUAUUUAACAAUUAUCGGGAUGUUUAAUGCCUUAAUUCCAAAUAAAUGGAAAUUUAAAAAAGAUGUUAAUGGAAAGAUAGUAUUAAUAACUGGUGCUGGGCAAGGAUUAGGAAGACUAUAUGCAUUAAAUUUUGCUGAUUUACAAUGUAAAAUAAUAUUAUGGGAUAUAAAUGAAGAUAAUUUAAAAGAAGUUGUCAAAGAAUGUAGGUUAAAAAAUGCUCAAGUUAGCUAUCAGGUUGUUGAUGUAUCACAAAAAAAACAAAUUUAUGAAUCUGCUAAAAAAGUUCUUGCUGAGUAUGGUUUUGUUGAUAUACUUGUAAAUAAUGCUGGUAUUCUUUUUGGUAAAGAAUUCAUGGAUUUAAGUGAUGAUAAUUUUGAAAUGACAUUAAAAGUUAAUACUAUUUCACAUUGGUAUAUAUUAAAAGCAUUUCUUCCAUCAAUGAUAGAAAAAAAUGAAGGCCAUAUUGUUUCUAUGUGUAGUAUUUCAAGUUUUGUAGGAACACCAUGGGGUAUUGAUUAUACAGUAUCUAAAUUUGGAGCUAUUGGCAUAAUGGAAGGAAUCAGAAAUGAAUUAAAAAUGAAAGGAAUAAAAGGAAUUAAAAUGACAUGUGUUGCACCAAUAUUUACCAGAACUGCUAUGAUUAAAAAUUUUAAAAUAUCUCAAGGAGUAGAAGCUUUAUCACCCCAUUAUGUUGUUGAUCAAGCAAUGGAUGCCAUCUUAACUAAUCAACCAUUAAUUAUUUUACCAAAAUUACUUUACUUUUUAUAUUUUUUAAAAGGUAUCCUACCAACAACUGCCUUUGAUUAUAUUGUCAUAAAUUCAUUGGCAUAA